UGUGUUUACGUCAUGUUUCGAACGUCUGCACUGGCGGCCAUCUUGUCACAGUCAAACUCUGGUGGAACCUGAGGAAAUUGCUGACCUGUGAAGAUGCCAGACGUGUGUGCAGCCUACGGAUGCUCGAAUCGCCGUUGUCUCAAAACGAGAACCCGUGGGAUCACCUUUCACCUGUUUCCCAAAACCAGAGAGAGGAGGAGGAAGUGGGAAGUUGCCCUAAGAAGGGACAGUUUUGCCGCCUCUGACAGGACGCUGCUCUGCAGUGAGCACUUCAGGAGUGAGGACUUCGACAGGACGGGGCAGACUGUUCGGCUUAGAGAUGGUGUCGUGCCAAGCAUUUUCAAUUUUCCAGCUCAUCUCCAAAAGCCGGUAGCAACAAGAAGGACAACCACUUCUAGAAGAGUGGAAGGCGCCCUGCCUAUGGACUUGAUGCCUGACGUUGAAGCCACUGGAGAGAGCAGUUUGAGCUGCAAGCAGCAGGCCACUGACCACUUACUGUAUACAUUGCCUGCUUGCCCUAAGGCUAUAAAGGCCAAACUUGAAGAAGCCACCGCGAUAGUGAGGAAACUGCAGCGGGAGAAGAGUAAUGCCUUGAAGAGAGAAAAGAGGGUCAAGAACAAUAUGAAGGCUCUUCUGAGGAUGAGGGAGCAAAUUAUCUUAUUGGAAUUAAAUCUGCCUCCUGCGAAAAGUCUGUAACUCUCUCUCUCUCUCUCUCUCUC
Molecule: messenger RNA, 719 nt
Organism: Solea senegalensis (Senegalese sole)
Lineage: Eukaryota; Metazoa; Chordata; Actinopteri; Pleuronectiformes; Soleidae
Product: THAP domain-containing protein 6-like
Exons: 5
Coding region: 94-696 (200 amino acids)
Source: RefSeq, a predicted model, not a curated record